AUGAAGAAAGUAGAUCUUGUAGAAUUGCCCAAUCUAAGGAGUGUUUCUCUAGGAGACAUUGUUGAAUGGAAAUCCUUGGAGAAUGUUCUAUCCAAUCCUACAAGUGAAGCGUCUCUUAAUUGGCUACCAAUGCCUGCGUUGGAAAAAAUUAUGAUCGUUGAAGAAGUAGAGGGAAUAAGAGAGAAGUUCAUCUUCCCUGAAUUAAAGGAUGCUCAUGUGAAGUAA
Messenger RNA from Sphenostylis stenocarpa, 225 nucleotides. NCBI's taxonomy places the organism in Eukaryota, Viridiplantae, Streptophyta, Magnoliopsida, Fabales, Fabaceae. The record is from the annotation of a GenBank genome assembly.